Molecule: messenger RNA, 303 nt
Organism: Dichomitus squalens LYAD-421 SS1
Lineage: Eukaryota; Fungi; Basidiomycota; Agaricomycetes; Polyporales; Polyporaceae
Exons: 2
Source: RefSeq, a predicted model, not a curated record
UACGACUAUCUCACGACAUUCCAGCAGGAACUGGCGCUUUUCUGGAGGAGUCGGCCCACUCUUUCCUCAAUCCUCUUCUUUUUCAACCGAUAUCUGGCUAUUGUUUACUACAUUGGCAUGGCUCCAAUUCGGAUACCUUCCGUUUGCGAGUGCGUAGUCAUCGCCAUGAUUUCAGUCAGUACAAAUGGGUUACUGACAACCUCUGAAGUUUUCUCAGCUUUACGGGCCUAUGCGCUCAGCAAUCAGAGCAGAGCUCUCAGUGUGAUCAUAUUCAUUUUGGGGUCCGUUCCUUUGAUUCUCAAC